Molecule: messenger RNA, 1005 nt
Organism: Stylonychia lemnae
Lineage: Eukaryota; Ciliophora; Spirotrichea; Sporadotrichida; Oxytrichidae
Source: the annotation of a GenBank genome assembly
AUGAAUGUUGAUAAAACAGCAAAUUAUCAGUAAGAUAGUAACGACUAGAGACUGCCUUUUGUAGAGAAGUACAGACCAAAUGAUCUUUAGAGCAUUAUAUCUCAUGAUGAGAUCAUUAAAACCAUUCAGAAAUUUAUUUCAACCAAGACUAUGCCUCAUUUGCUAUUCCACGGUCCUCCAGGCACUGGCAAGACUAGCUGUAUAAUCGCAAUUGCUAAGCAUCUCUAUGGUCCUUAGUAAUACAAGAAUAUGAUUCUAGAGCUGAAUGCUUCUGAUGAUAGAGGUAUAUAGGUAGUUCGUGAGUAGAUUAAAAGUUUCUGCUCUACUCAACAGUUGAUGAGUAAGGGAAUCAAAUUAGUCAUACUGGAUGAAUGUGAUUCAAUGACCUCAUCUGCCCAAUUCGCACUGAGACGCAUAGUGGAGAAGUUUACUAAAACCACAAGAUUCUGCUUUAUUUGCAACUAUGUAUCUAAAAUAAUUCCUGCCUUACAGUCAAGAUGCACUAGAUUCAGAUUUGGGCCAUUAGACUCAACACACAUACUAAGAAGGCUAAAUGAAAUUGCAAUGCUCGAAUAGCUUGAACUCGAACCUAAAGCAGCUUAGGCUAUUGUUUACCUUAGUGCUGGAGACAUGCGUAAGGUUCUCAACAUACUAGAAAGUUGUGCUUUGGCUCAUUAAAAGAUCACUACUUAGAACGUUUAUGAUGUGACAGGCAGACCUUCACCAGAUGAUAUCACAAGCAUCUACAAAUCCUUGAAUGAAGAUAGACUUAACAAAGCAAUCGAGACUAUAUAUCAAAUUAAGCAGAAUAAGUCACUUGCACUUGAAGAUAUCUUGAGUGAUCUUCAUAAAGCAGUGAUGAAGACUAAGUACACUGAUCAGAUGAAGAUAUUCUUAAUUAGCAGAAUGGCUGAUAUCGAGUAUAGACUUGCCUAUGGAAGCAAUGAGAAGAUCAACACUUCAUCUUUGGUUGGGGCUUUUGUUGAAAUCAGAUCUAUAAAAUGA